Molecule: messenger RNA, 942 nt
Organism: Phycodurus eques (leafy seadragon)
Lineage: Eukaryota; Metazoa; Chordata; Actinopteri; Syngnathiformes; Syngnathidae
Exons: 7
Coding region: 389-832 (147 amino acids)
Molecular function (GO): cysteine-type endopeptidase inhibitor activity
Source: RefSeq, a predicted model, not a curated record
ACAACACUGAGCACUGGUCUGAAGAGAGUACAGAACAACAUCCAUUUUCUGAGCCGCUUCUCCUCACUCGGGUCGCGGGCGUGCUGGAGCCUAUCCCAGCUGUCAUCGGGCAGGAGGCGGGGUACACCCUGAACUGGUUGCCAGCCAAUCGCAGGGUAGAGAACAACAUACAGGAUGUCAGUGGGUGGGUCGUCACUGACUUGUGAAACAUGCCAGAGAUGAAGUUCUGCAUAGUCACACCAUUCACAAACAACACACUCCUCUGCUUCACUGUCGCUCCAGCACUCGGAGGGUGAAGUCACACUUUCACGUCCCAAAAGGUGGACACACAUAACGUUUUCUUUUACGUCUUUCUCAACGCUCUCAUCUUGGUGGUGGACAAGUAAAGAUGAAUCUCCCUCUGUCAGUGCUUAUAUGUCUGUCAGUUGUUCAGAUGUGUGUGGGGGACCAGCCAGUGGAGGAAGUCAUUGUACCAAGAAAAGUGCCUCUAUUGGGUGGCUGGUUCGAGAGGAGUCCAGAGUCACAGGAGGUUCAGGCGGCGGCUCAGCACGCUGUGGACACGUUCAACACACACUCAAAGGCCAAGAAAUUGUUCAAACUGGCGUCCAUCACAUCUGCACAGGCUCAGGUGACCAACAGCAUCAACUACAGGAUCAAUGCAGUACUGGGAAAAACAAAAUGUCUCAAGGGUGAAAAUCAUGACUUGAACAGCUGCAAUGUUGAGAAAAAGCAUCUCAAGUGUCACUUUGAGGUGAUGUUCAACCCCCGCAACAACAAACAUGAGCUGCAGAUGCAAAAGUGCAAGAGGCCUGUGCCCACCAUUCAAGCGUAAAUCUUUUGCAUUUUUCUUACAUUUUGGUAUAAUGACUGAAAGUGUUGCAUUCGUAAUGAGCAACCUACGAUGACACAACAGACCAAUAAAGUGUGUGCUUGAUGAGUCAA